AGCGAAAGCCCUGAGACCUGGCUACCGUUCAGAAAAGGUCCACUUUCCCCCCCUGCCAGCCUGCAAACACGUCACAGGAUGACCUUAUCCGGGCUAAGCUGCGGGACCCUGGCAGAGAAUUAUCUUAUCUGAUCAACAUGCAAUUUGAAUCCGGGGUUCUGAUUAGUGGGCAGCCCCAUUCACCCUGAGACAUCCCACAUUGCCAAGAGCCCGCCGCGGCCGGGCGAGGACCACCAGCACCGGUGCUUGAGGUGGGAUGAGGUAUAAAUUCGAGGCCAUAGAAGUCAAAAACGGUCUCCGCUGGGACCAAUUCUUCCUCGCAUAUCCAAUCUACGCAGAUUUCGCACGUCAACCAUAACACCGCACCAUGCGUUUCUCCAACGACCUCGCUCUGCUCUCCCUGGCAGUCCUGCCUGCUUUCGCCAGUCCAGUUGACAACAACCAGAGAUUCUCAAUCAGCAAGCGCUGCUGCAUCCUCUGCGACAACCCCUACGCCCGCUGCGGCGCGAACGACAAGCGCGAGGCGGUCGAAACGGAGGAGGAGGCGCUCUUCGGCCCCGUCGCCAAGCGCUGCUGCGUCAACUGCGACGUCAACCGCUGCAAGCGCGACGAGGAGCCCGUGGCCUGGCCGGCGAAGCGCUGCUGCAUCCUGUGCGAUAACCCGUACGCGAGCUGUUUGACGAACGACAAGCGGGAGGCAGUGGAGACUUUGGAGGAGGCUGUUGAGGAGUACUAGGGGUGUCUACAAGUUGGUUUAUUCCUUGUGACGAGAGAUGUGGUGGGAUGGAUUAAACACUCCAUAUCGAUAUUUGCCGGGUGGUUGUGGAACAAUUGAAGUUGGCAUGUCAGAUUCUAGGUCAUGGUAGUCGAACCCUGAACACUAGACACGACUCUCUUACAAG
Molecule: messenger RNA, 902 nt
Organism: Aspergillus brunneoviolaceus CBS 621.78
Lineage: Eukaryota; Fungi; Ascomycota; Eurotiomycetes; Eurotiales; Aspergillaceae
Exons: 2
Coding region: 368-736 (122 amino acids)
Source: RefSeq, a predicted model, not a curated record